AUGAAAAAUAAGCGUUCUUCAGACUUUUUAGAUUAAUCACCAGUCAAAAUUGACCGUCAACACGCAAUUUUAACACCGUCUUCUAAAGUUUAAUCCAAUUAACAUUCACCCACAAAAGACUAGUUUUCCUAAGCAUCAUGUCCUUUUUCUUUGAGAGAUUUAGAAUUCUAAUGUAUUUAAUAGUUUAUACCUUUAGAGCAAAGGUAACAUUUCAAAUAUACUUUUUAAAAGUGUAAACUUCUUUUACAUGAGGAAAGAUAAGUAGCAAUAAAGGAAUAUGAUAAUAUAAAUUAAAUGAAUCAAAAUGAUACUUCACAUGGUUUGUAUGAUCAAAUUGAAGAGAAUCAGUUUGAGCAUGACAAGCCUUAUGAAAUGUCAGAUGAAAGUGAAUAAGACUAGAGAGAACAUGAUUCCUAGAGCAAAUUAAAGACUUAAACUGAAGUUUAACAUCAACCUGAAGUAUAUAUCAAAGAUCCUAAAGAAUUCUUGGAUAGAUUUAUUGGAAGACAUAUUGUUUAAAAUUUAUCGAAAGAAAUAACAGUUGGUGAAAUUGCAAAUACAAUAAUAUAAGGUGUUGAAACUUCAUUGGGAUAAAAAGGGCAAAAAAAUAAAGAGGAGAUUAUUGAGAAAAAAAAAAACAUUAUAUCAAAAUAUGCUCUCUCCUUAUUCUUUAGUUUUGCAGGUAGAGUUAUUGUCAAGUAUGGUGAAGGAUGUAAUAAAUGUGAAACUAUCCGAAAUGAAUUGGGAUCAAUGCUAAUUAAAAAGGAUAAUAAAUGGUAUAAUAGUAUUAGCACUUAUUUCUGCGUCCGAAAAGAGUAUUAAACAGAUUAAAAUAAUAAUAAUAAUAAUAUCAAAGGGAGAAUUGAUGAGUUAAUCAAAAAGAUAAAAGAAAAAACGAAGGAGCUUGCUGAUAAAAAGGGGGAGGAGCCUGCUGAUAACUAGAAGAAGAUGAUGCUUAAAUUUUCGUUGGAAUAUGAUGAUCAGAAAAAGAAAGUUAAGUUAAAUUGUCCAUCAUUAUAGGAGAGAUUUAAGACGGGGAAACUAAAAUCACAAUCAUUGGAGGUAGCUAAAGAAAAGGUUAAAGAAUUAGAAAUCGAAGAUAAAGAAGAAUAUGAUUGUUUGAUGAAAUAUUUUGAUUUAACAAUUGAAUUAAAAAGUAUCGGAAAAAUUAAAAAAAGUACCUUCAUAUAUUCAUAGGAUAUUAAAAUACUAUAUAAAAAGACAUUAAUGAAAAAAUUUUUUGACAUCAUUAAAAAUAGAUUCCUAAAAAUAUCAAAUAAUAAAAAUGAACAAGGUGAAUUAGAUGAAUUAGAUGAACUAAUUUUGGAAGAAUUAAAAACAAUGUUUGAAGGUAAAUAUUUAUUAUUAUUAUUAGAGACUGAUGAUAAGGAUUAAUCAAAAUAAGAAAAAAAAUUGAAAAAAGCACGCCAAAAGUAAAAAGCAUAGGAUGUCAAUGAAUGAAAUUUAAGUUAGAAAAUGAUCAAUGA
Paramecium octaurelia is the source of this 1487-nucleotide messenger RNA. The record is from the annotation of a GenBank genome assembly. Lineage: Eukaryota; Ciliophora; Oligohymenophorea; Peniculida; Parameciidae.